This is a messenger RNA of Hyaena hyaena (striped hyena), 951 nucleotides long. RefSeq names its product olfactory receptor 7C2. The coding region runs from base 1 to 951 and encodes 316 amino acids. Gene Ontology annotation, molecular function: olfactory receptor activity; G protein-coupled receptor activity. NCBI's taxonomy places the organism in Eukaryota, Metazoa, Chordata, Mammalia, Carnivora, Hyaenidae. Gene Ontology annotation, cellular component: membrane. The transcript has a single exon. The record is from RefSeq and is a predicted model, not a curated record. Gene Ontology annotation, biological process: G protein-coupled receptor signaling pathway.
AUGGAAAGAGGAAACCAAACAGGAGCUGGACACUUUCUCCUCCUGGGAUUCACAGAGCAGCCAGGCCUGCAGCCUUUCUUCUUUGGGCUGUUUCUGUCCCUGUACCUGGUCACGUUCACUGGGAACCUGCUCAUCAUCCUGGCCAUCAUCUCAGACUCCCACCUCCACAUGCCCAUGUACUUCUUCCUUUCCAACCUGUCCUUUUCAGACAUCUGCUUCACCUCUACCACCGUCCCGAAGAUGCUGUGGAACAUCCAGACUCAGAGCAAGGUCAUAACAUACGAAGGAUGCCUCAGCCAGAUUUUUUUUUUCAUUGUGUUUGGAUGCCUGGACAAUUUACUCUUGACCGUAAUGGCCUAUGACCGCUUUGUGGCCAUCUGCCACCCCCUGCACUACAUGGUUAUCAUGAACCCCCAGCUCUGUAGGCUGCUGGCCCUGGGGUCCUGGUGCCUCAGUAUCAUGGGCUCCCUGCUCGAGACCUUGACCCUUUUGAGGCUGUCCUUCUGCACACACAUGGAAAUCCCACACUUCUUUUGUGAUCUUCCUGAAGUCCUGAAGCUUGCCUGUUCUGACACCCUCAUCAAUAACAUAGUGGUGUAUCUUGUGACUGUUGUCCUAGGUGUUUUUCCUCUCUCUGGGAUCCUCUUUUCUUAUACUCAGAUUUUCUCCUCCAUCCUAAAAAUUUCAUCAGCCAGGGGCAAGUACAAAGCUUUUUCCACGUGUGGGUCUCACCUCUCGGUGGUCUCCUUGUUCUAUGGGACAGGCCUUGGGGUCUACCUCAGUUCUGCAGCGACUUCAUCCUCUAGGACAAGUCGGGUGGCCUCAGUGAUGUAUACGAUUGUCACGCCCAUGCUGAACCCCUUCAUUUACAGUCUGAGAAACAGAGACAUAAAGAGGGCCCUAGGGCAACUCCUUAGCAGACUGGUGCCUCUCAGUUUUGGGGGACCAUAA